Naegleria lovaniensis is the source of this 1320-nucleotide messenger RNA. RefSeq lists its product as uncharacterized. The coding region runs from base 1 to 1320 and encodes 439 amino acids. The record is from RefSeq and is a predicted model, not a curated record. Lineage: Eukaryota; Heterolobosea; Eutetramitea; Acrasida; Naegleriidae. The transcript has a single exon.
AUGCAAAUGCCGUCAAAGGGAAGGCUCAUUUCAUCAUCGUCAUCCCUCAGCAAACCACCAUCUUCCAUAGACCCCAUUCAUCAUCAACCACAAAACGAAAACGGCAGCACGAGCAUGGAAUUCAUGACCAACAUACAAUCACAUUCAAUGAAUAGAAACGCAAAUAACAACUUGCAAAGUCUUUCCGAACAACAAUAUUCAAUUCUGCCCGAAAAAUACAAUUAUUCAUCUUCAGCCAUACCGUUCCGAGAGAGUAAGGCUGUUAUUACAUCCACAAGCAUUCAACCUCACCAACAUUCAACAUCUUCAGAUAUAAUUUCCUCUCGACUCGUUCAUCAACGAAAUGUAAAUAACAAUAACCCAUCUCAUAAUUUACGACACCGAAAUCAACCACCACCAAAUGGAAAUUUUAAUAAUUUAUUCAGAUCCGAAACAACAACACCUUUUUCUUCCAUUCAAAAUAUUCAAAAUGUAAAUAGUUACAGCUCAUAUACGGAUGUUGCAAAUUCAUCGGUAAAAGAGAACAACAUCGAAGCCUCAAUUCAAAGUAAAAUUAAGGCUCUUUCUAAAGCUUCAGAAAAGCAAAACGGUUCCAAAAUUUGUUCAAAUUCAUUCACAAAAGAUGGACCAAGAUCCUCUCCAAGAAGGCAUACUCUACAUGUGGACGAUCCAAAGCGACUACGUCCUUCAACAUGCAAGACAUCAAGUGAUGACAAAACUCAACCAUACCCCAUCCCUGUUCUGUCUCCAACAACUAUUGAGGUAGUUCAGAGGCUUUCAGACAAAUAUGUAGCAACCUCAAAACGGAAUAAUAAUCGAAAAGUGUCCACUGCAUUUGUGGCAAAGUUUGUGGAAAUUGAGAGAAAGAAGAGACAAAUGAAGGAUAUGAAUCAGCAUAAAGAAAUGCAAUUGGAGAUGAGUAAAAAUGCAAAGGAAGAAAAAGAAAACGCUGUUGUAAAGAAACUAUCGAGAGAGCUUGAGGAACGCCUUGAGUCCAUUUCGCAAAAACUGUCUUUUUUGGAAAAGCAAUCACACCGAGACAAGGAGCUCAUUCAAUUUUACAGAAAUCGAGAACGUCAUUUCACGGGAGGAAAGCCUUCAAAAGCAUUAACAAGUUCCUUACUAUCAUCCAGUAAUAGCUCCAUGAACAAUAUCCAUCUAGCAGUGAAUAAUUUAUUCGAGCAGCCCGUAGUUGACCCUUUUGAUCUCACCAAAAUGAGUCCUCCUAAAGGAGUCAGCUUUCAAAGCAUUGUUUACUAUUGGAAAGUGUUUUGUAAAAUAACUUAUGUUUGCAGGUUCGUUUUAGCUCGAGAACAUUAA